GGAGGUAUCUAAAUAAAAUUUGCUGUUGUAGUGAUACCUCUAAUUUUUGUCAGAUAAUAAGCCUUUGACAUUAUGAAGCGAAGAAAAGCAUUUUCAGUAAUCAUUCCUAAUUAUUAUUGAUUUAGAUGUAAGUCGUUCCAAGCUGGCGUGUCUUUUCGCGGGGAAAGCUUAUAGUGCUUUAUAGCUGGGGUUGUUAAUAAAUGAUAAGUAGGUUGACGAUUUCCAGCCGAGGCAGAAAAGGAUUUAUUCAGAUCUUAAAUAUUUAAUUCGUUUAAACAGAUUUCCGAAUUAAUUCCCCAUUAUCUUUUUUCUAACAGAAUCAAAUGACUCUCCUUCAAUUUUGAUUACGCACUACUUAAAACAGCAGGAGUUAAAUUCUGGAUCGUUCUUGGAAGCUUACUUACCUGUAUAGGAUCUCAUUUCUGUUCGAUCAACUAGUUGUAAAAGUUCAUAGUAUGGAUAGAGCAAACCUAAAAAAAGAUUUGUCGAUUAUUUUCUUUCUAAUGCGAUUCGUCGCAUUAUGGCCGUACAACUUCGAUAGACAUCUUCCUGUGUGGCUUCAACAUGCCCGACUUUCUCUGGUGUUAAAUGUGCUCUACUAUCUGUUUUGGCAAUUCAUCUGUUUACACAUUGCCAUAUUCCACAUCAUAACUGUGCUGAACAGCUUGGAUAACUUCAACGACCUGUUCCUGGUGAUGGUUAGCACUAUUAUCUACUGUUUGAUGCUGCUGAUAAAUGCCAACUUUCGACUUUACUAUCGGAAAAAUCUCGUGUUGAUUGAGAUCCUCAAGCAUCAAUUCAAACAACGGUCAGCUGCCGGUUUAACGUACGUGAAAUUUGAAUCUUCGAGGCGCUAUUUCAGCCGAUUGUUCAAAAUUUGGAUCUCUACGUGUGUUCUCGGAACACUGCAUUGGGCAAUUUUCCCGAUUCUUCAACGUGAAAAAGUUCUUCCGCUGCAGUGUUGGUAUCCCAUCGAUGUCCAUCGAUCUCCACUGUACGAGUUGGCAUUCCUGGGACAAGUGCUGGGUCAACUGCAGGUCGGGCUCGUCUAUGGGAUGACCGGAGCUCUGCUGAUGAUGUACAUUUUUAUCGUUUGCGGACAGUUCGAUAUACUUUGUUGCAGUUUGAGCAACGUUUACUACACAGCCAUGAUCAACAGUGGAGGAAAUCGAUUCAAGUUGUGUGCGAUCCAGGCAUUACUAGAAAAUACUUUGCGAGAUCCGAGUGAACAUUUCGUCAAGGAAGUGUUUAUGGAAGAACUAUCCAAGGCACCAAGAACGACUGCCAAGAAGUUGGCUCCCGUAUCGGAAAAGCAUCAAUAUUUGGACUACCUCCAGGAAGAAUUGGCAACGGCACUUGAUGAGUGUGUUGAUCAUCACUGCAUGUUGAUAAACUUUUGCCGUCUGCUGGAAGAAUGCUUUCAUCCGUUUAUUCUGCUGAAGCUGGGACAGAUGUUGAGUUUACUUUGCUUGCUCUCUUACAUGGCCACAAAUAGUCUCAGUGUUAUGAAGCUGACGAAUAUUGGAGAAUACUUUGUGCUCACGAUGGCAGAACUGUUCUCAUUCUGCUAUUUGGGUGAAACCUUGAGGAACCAGAGUGUCAAAAUAAGCAAUGCACUGCUGUCGUCCACCUGGUAUAAAUGUGGAGCACAGUUUCGUCAACGGGUUAUGCUGAUCCUGAAGGCGUCACAGAAGCCACUGAAGCUAUCUGCUCUCAAGCUGUACCACUUGGAUUUCGAAACAUACCGAUCGGUUUUGACAGCAGCCUUCUCCUACUACACAAUCCUCAAAAAACUACAAGGUGGAAGUCGACACGCGAAUUGA
Molecule: messenger RNA, 1823 nt
Organism: Aedes albopictus (Asian tiger mosquito)
Lineage: Eukaryota; Metazoa; Arthropoda; Insecta; Diptera; Culicidae
Gene: Or83a
Product: odorant receptor 83a
Exons: 3
Coding region: 456-1823 (455 amino acids)
Biological process (GO): sensory perception of smell; detection of chemical stimulus involved in sensory perception of smell
Cellular component (GO): plasma membrane
Molecular function (GO): olfactory receptor activity; odorant binding
Source: RefSeq, a predicted model, not a curated record